This is a messenger RNA of Ilex paraguariensis (yerba mate), 1342 nucleotides long. Lineage: Eukaryota; Viridiplantae; Streptophyta; Magnoliopsida; Aquifoliales; Aquifoliaceae. The record is from the annotation of a GenBank genome assembly.
AUGUCUGACCGUUUGGGUUUGGAAAACGAUCUCUUUGAACUAUCUCACUCAUCUUCAUUUGAUGACAUAGAGGGUGUUUUUGGUGGGCGUGAUGAUUUGGGGGUCCACAGCUUUGUAAAGAUUGAAAAGGAGUGGUUGAUCGAUCCCUACCAGCUAUUCAUUGGGUCCAUGAUCAGUGAAGGCCCCUACUCCAUUGUCUACGAAGGAUCGUAUAAAUCUGAGCCCGUCGCAAUAAAAGUAAUACAGCCAGACAAUUCAUCAGCCGUGAGUCCUGAACGCCAAGAGAAAUUUGAGAGGGAGGUUACAAUGCUGUCCGGAGUCAAGCAUGAUAACAUUGUGAAGUUUAUUGGCGUCUCUUUGGCACCAACCAUGAUGCUAAUCACAGAGCUUAUGAGAGGUGGUACUCUUCAGAAGUACUUGUGGAGCAUCCGUCCAAAGAGUCCAGAUCUGCGGGUCUCCAUUAGUUUUGCAUUGGGAAUUUCUCGCGCAAUGGAAUAUUUGCAUGCAAAUGGCAUCAUUCACCGUGACUUGAAGCCCAGCAAUCUACUUCUCACGGAGGACAAGAAUAACAUUAAGCUAGCUGAUUUUGGUUUAGCUAGGGAGGAGGAAUUGGGUGAAAUGACUACUGAGGCUGGUACUUAUCGGUGGAUGGCCCCUGAGUUGUUCAGCACAUACCCACUCAAACUGGGAAUGAAGAAACACUACAAUCAUAAGGUGGAUGUCUACAGCUUCUCAAUGGUCCUUUGGGAGUUGCUCAUGAACAAGACUCCAUUCAAGGGGAGGAACAACGUAAUGGUGGCAUACGCUGCAGCUACAAACUUGAGGCCUAGCAUUGAUAACAUUCCAAAGGAUAUUGCUCCUCUCUUGCAGUCCUGUUGGGCAGAAGACCCAUCGGACCGACCAGAAUUCAUCCAAAUCACAGACUUCCUUUCAAACUUCCUCCACUUCAUGUGUCCACCGCAGACCACACCACCGAAGCUGUUUGAGGUUGAACAUCCAAAGAUCAUAAUAACAGAAGACUCUCCAGGCACUGUUCAUCUAACCAACAAGUGUGACAAGAACAAGUGGAGGACCAAGAGCCGAUGCCGCCGAUUCCUGCAUUGCUUAGGUGACUGUUUCUGAUGGGGCUGAGAGACUCGUCGUGGUGGUAGAUUCUGAGUUUUUUUGUAAACAUUUGUUUCUUCAUUCUCAUACAUGUAGAACAAAAGGGAUCAUGCAUUACAAUCGAGUUUGCAUUUGUCAUUAUGGACAUUGUAUAUAAAAUUAUAGAAAUCAUAGGAGAAAAAGAAAGAAAUGUAUUAGAUAAUAUCAAGUUGCUUCCAUUCCCUCAACUCAGUUGGUU